CAGCACCGCCACAGCUCGACUGAACGGCUGCAGAGAGAGAGGGAGGAAGAGAGACAGAGGGCGGCAAGAGCGGGGAGAAACGGCCCGGGGACUGGGGGACGAUUGCCGCAGACGUAGGGGGAAGAGAAGAAAGUCGGAUGAAUCAAUGACCUUUUGAGCGCUCUUCCUCUGGAUGUCCCGGUGCACAAACGGACCGGAGACCUUAAAUGUUGGUGUGUUUCUAUAAGAAAAACACUGUGCUUUGAAAUUCAUCGACUGGAAUUGGCUAAGGGCAAGUGUGGACAGCCGGCUGCCAAGGAGGAAGUGGGAACCCCGGGCUUGGACUGGGCCUGAUUUAUAUAGAAGGCUUUUUGUAGGAAGCUACACCAGCUCAACUGAGAGCAGCUGGACUUUGAAGGAGAAAUAAGACUUGAAAUGUGGGGUCUGAAGAAAGUCUGUGCUCAACGGUUAGUUUAAAACAAGGGGAUGUAAUUUUUUCUUCUUACAUCGGAGGGCAGUGGAUCAUGAAAAUAUAUCCCCACCCAAUUCUGCGAGGGCUCCACACAUACUGCUCCGACUGAAUGCUCGAAGUCACCAGUUCAGGUCAGAUCAUCACAGUCCAGCUAAUUGUACCACUCUGUUAAUCCAACUGUACAAACUUGAAAGUCACCGCCUUUUGAAUAUUGACACUUGUGUCAGCCCACCGCUGCCGUCACGUGGAGGGCUCCCAGCACACAUUGAAACUGUAACUACUCAGUUGUAUUGAAAACAACUCUUUUUACUCUCAUUAGAGAAGUAAAAAAUUUUCUUCUUCUAACGAAGUAUUUAUGCACAUCAAACAAGAUGGGGAAAAUGCUGUCAAAGAUCUUUGGCAACAAGGAGAUGAGAAUAUUGAUGCUUGGACUUGAUGCUGCUGGUAAAACUACAAUCUUGUACAAGCUGAAGCUGGGACAGUCUGUCACCACCAUCCCCACAGUUGGUUUCAACGUGGAGACUGUCACCUAUAAGAAUGUGAAGUUCAACGUGUGGGAUGUGGGGGGACAGGACAAGAUUAGGCCUCUUUGGAGACAUUACUACACAGGCACCCAGGGCCUCAUUUUCGUGGUGGACUGUGCCGACAGGGACAGGAUCGAUGAGGCGAGGCAGGAGCUCCACCGAAUCAUCAACGACCGAGAGAUGAGGGACGCCAUCAUCCUGAUCUUCGCCAACAAACAAGACCUCCCAGAUGCCAUGAAACCCCACGAGAUCCAGGAGAAGCUAGGCCUGACCCGGAUCAGAGAUAGGAAUUGGUACGUUCAGCCCUCGUGUGCUACAACAGGGGAUGGACUUUACGAGGGCCUGACCUGGCUUACCUCAAAUUACAAAUCUUAAUGUUUCUCCCCCUCACCAGCCUGGACACUUGGAGGCAGAAAAAGUAGCUGAGAAUGAAAACAUGAGUUUAAAAAAAAUGCAAUCUGAAGCAAUUAAUACCACGACCUCUCUACUGAGUAUAUGUCAAAGAGAGUAGCAAUUAUAUUUUGUUUCAUUUUUCUUUUUGAUAAUGAUGACUUCACUAUAACCCCAGAUUUCAUUUAAACAAAGGACAAUUGUUUUAUGCCUGGCUUUCUUUUUUUCUUUUAGUUUGCUUUGGUUCACAUUCUGUAUAAUCAGUACUGUUUAAAUAUCCAAUAAGCUUACUUUUGAGCUCUUACUGCAUAUUCUUUUGUUUUCCUCCUUUUGUAUAAUUUCUUUUAGGGGACUUUGGGACACACACUUUUAGUUUUGCCCCUGCUUAGCUCUCACUCAGUAUUCCCAUGACCCAGCUACAUAUCCAAAGGAUGGGAGAAGUCCAGAAACCAUCGCCUAGCAUCAGCAUAUCACUUUCAUGGCUCAAACUGCCUUUGUAAUGUGUAAGAAUGUGUAUUAUGGAUAUGGUAGGACCUUGGAGAAAAAAAAAAAAAGAAAACUGUUUUCAUAAUUGAUUGUACUGGGAUGAAUGAGGAAAUGUGUUAGUACGUAUUUCCUGUGCAGUGAUCACAUCCAUAAUGUCUACUGUGGGGGUUUGUUUGAAAGACACUAUGUGGACGCUGGAUAUUCACACACACUGUGAUAUGGAUAUAUGUUUUUGUUGUUUCAGGGUCUGAACCUGUUACCACCAGUCUUACUAUUAUUAAUUAUUAUUGCCUCUUUUUUUUUUUCCUCCCAGAGCUUCCAUUACUGUUGAGUAUUUGUAGUUUCAGCUGCCUUAGGAGGGGUCACAGGUACCCCAAAAUCAAGACAGUUACUACGGCAGAAGGUAUUCUAAACCGCUGAGUUUGCACUUUGGGAGGGGGCGGGGAUUACCGACUAGCUGGCUGUGCACAUUUUGAUUUUCUGUGACUGACUUUUGGACCCCAGCAAGUGUUUACGAAAUUCCCAACCCCCCACCACCUCCAAUGUAGGUGCUUCAGUGACUGCUACCCUCCUCUUCUUCUCUCUCUCUCUCUUUUUUUUUUUUUUUUUUUUACCCAUCAUCACCUGCCUGUACACUUAAGGUCCUGCCACCUUCUGUUAAUAGUUCCUAGAUACUGCUCUUUCAUUAUUUUUUUUUUCUUUUUGCUCUGCUAAUGAAAUAAUAAAAAGAUAUAUCCAGAUCA
This is a messenger RNA of Seriola dumerili (greater amberjack), 2594 nucleotides long. It is a transcript of the gene arf6a, whose product is annotated as ADP ribosylation factor 6. The record is from RefSeq and is a predicted model, not a curated record. Lineage: Eukaryota; Metazoa; Chordata; Actinopteri; Carangiformes; Carangidae. Gene Ontology annotation, molecular function: GTPase activity; GTP binding. Bases 823 to 1350 code for a protein of 175 amino acids. The transcript has 2 exons. Gene Ontology annotation, cellular component: cytoplasm. Gene Ontology annotation, biological process: vesicle-mediated transport; intracellular protein transport.